AUGUCUGACAAACUUACCCGUAUUGCUAUCAUCAGUACUGACAAGUGCAAGCCAAAGAAAUGUAGACAAGAAUGUAAAAAGUCCUGCCCGGUCGUGCGAAGUGGUCGUCUCUGUAUCGAAGUUACCCCCGAGUCGAAAAUCGCUUUCAUCUCCGAGAACCUUUGCAUUGGUUGUGGUAUCUGCCCUAAGAAGUGCCCAUUCGGUGCUAUCAACAUUAUCAAUCUGCCAACAAAUUUGGAGUCCCACGUAACUCAUCGAUACUCCGCCAACAGUUUCAAGUUGCAUCGAUUGCCUACACCACGUCCAGGACAAGUUUUGGGAUUGGUUGGUUCCAACGGUAUUGGAAAGAGUACAGCACUCAAGAUUCUCAGUGGAAAGUUGAAGCCAAAUUUGGGUAGAUAUGAUAACCCACCCGACUGGCAAGAUGUUAUCAAAUACUUCCGUGGCUCUGAAUUACAAAACUAUUUCACGAAGAUUUUGGAAGAUGAUUUGAAAGCAAUUGUCAAGCCCCAAUAUGUUGACAGAAUUCCGAGAGCCAUCAAGGGGCCAGAUAAGACCGUCCGAGGUUUGAUCGAAGGUGUUGCAACAAUGGACAAUUUCAAGGAGGUCUGCGACAUUCUGGAGUUGAAUCAUAUCAUGGAUCGAGAUGUCAACCUUUUAUCUGGUGGAGAACUACAAAGAUUCGCCAUUGCAACUGUUUGUGUGCAGCAGGCCGAUGUCUACAUGUUCGAUGAGCCAUCUUCGUACCUAGAUGUAAAGCAACGUCUUAGCGCUGCUCAAAUCAUUCGAUCAUUGUUGAGACCUGAUGAUUACGUUAUUUGCGUUGAGCACGAUCUUUCGGUUUUGGAUUACUUGUCGGACUUCAUCUGCGUUCUGUACGGAAAACCCGCUGUUUACGGUGUUGUCACUCUCCCAGCCUCUGUCAGAGAAGGUAUCAAUAUCUUCUUGGAUGGUAACAUCCCAACUGAGAACUUGCGAUUCCGAGAAGAGUCUUUAACUUUCAAGAUUGCCGAGGCUGCCGAUGAAUUUAUGGCAGACAGAUCUCGAGCAUUCCAAUAUCCAUCCAUGGAAAAGACUCUUGGUAACUUCCACUUGUCUAUUGAGGCAGGAGAUUUCACCGAUUCCGAGAUUGUCGUCAUGAUGGGAGAGAACGGUACUGGUAAGACUACUUUCUGUAAGAUGCUUGCCGGUGCCACUCAACCCGACGGCAAUCAAAAAGUUCCUGGAAUGAAGGUCAGUAUGAAGCCUCAAAAAAUCACGCCAAAGUUUGAGGGAACAGUCAGACAACUCUUCUUCAAGAAGAUCAAGACUGCCUUCCUUCUGCCUCAAUUCCAGACCGACGUCGUCAAGCCUCUCAAGCUCGAAGAAUUUAUCGAUCAAGAAGUCAAGACUUUGUCCGGAGGAGAAUUGCAGCGUGUGGCUAUCGUCCUUGCUCUUGGUAUCCCCGCAGAUAUUUACCUUAUUGAUGAACCCUCUGCCUACCUCGAUUCCGAACAGCGUAUCAUCGCUGCCCGUGUCAUUAAGAGAUUUAUCAUGCACUCGAAAAAGACCGCUUUCAUUGUCGAGCACGAUUUCAUUAUGGCUACUUACCUCGCGGAUCGUGUUAUUGUCUUUGACGGCCAGCCUGGUAUCGAUGCUCGCGCCAAUACCCCCGAAUCGUUACUCACUGGCUGCAACAAAUUCCUGAAGAACCUCGACGUCACUUUCCGUCGUGAUCCAUCUAACUACAGACCUCGUAUCAACAAACUUAACUCCCAAUUGGACCAGGAGCAGAAGUUGAAUGGCAACUACUUCUUCUUGGAUGAGGAUGACAAAGCUGCUACUAGUUGA
Molecule: messenger RNA, 1830 nt
Organism: Botrytis sinoallii
Lineage: Eukaryota; Fungi; Ascomycota; Leotiomycetes; Helotiales; Sclerotiniaceae
Exons: 8
Coding region: 1-1830 (609 amino acids)
Biological process (GO): translational termination; ribosomal subunit export from nucleus; translational initiation
Molecular function (GO): ATP hydrolysis activity; iron ion binding; ribosomal small subunit binding
Source: RefSeq, a predicted model, not a curated record